AUGGCAGACGAAUCGGACCUCUCUAAGACGUUCUCACCCGAUGGUGGUACUAUUGAAGGAUUUUCUCACCAUGCAGAGGACAUUACACCUGAUCGAGAGCCAUACGGACCCCCCGGUCUGCGGGGACUGGCGAGCAAUCCGUUCGUGUUAAUGUGUGCCGUAUGCUCAACGCUCGGUGGUUUGAUUUUCGGUUACGAUCAAGGUGUUGUGUCUGUUAUCCUGGUGAUGGACCAGUUUCUCGAGGAGUUUCCACGUCUCGAAGGCUCGGGUGAAUCUUUCUGGAAGGGUCUGUUGACUGCCAUGAUUGAAUUGGGUGCACUGCUGGGUGCUUUCAACCAGGGCUGGAUCGCGGAUAAGAUCUCGCGACGCUACUCCAUUCUGGUUGCCGUUGCUAUUUUCACUAUUGGAUCUGUUUUGCAGACUGCUGCCGUGGAUUACCCCAUGCUGGUCGUCGCUCGUUUGAUUGGUGGUGUGGGCAUUGGAAUGUCGUCCAUGGUUGCGCCAUUGUACAUCUCUGAAAUCAGCCCCCCGGAAUGCCGUGGAACACUGCUUGUUCUUGAGGAAUGGUGUAUCGUGCUCGGGAUCGUUAUUGCGUACUGGAUUACAUAUGGUACCCGGUAUAUGGCGGGAGAAUGGUCAUGGCGUCUCCCCUUCUUGUUGCAGAUGCUUCCAGGAUUCAUUCUCUUUGGUGGUGUGAUAUUCCUCCCAUUCUCGCCCCGAUGGCUCGCCGCUAAGGGCCGCAACGAAGAAGCUUUGCAGAGUCUCUGCAAAUUGCGUAACCUUCCUGGUACAGACCGACGUAUUCGUCAGGAGUUUAUGGAUAUUCAAACGGAAGUGAAAUUCCACCAGGAGAUGACUGCUGAGAAACACCCCGAUUUGCAAAGUGGAAGUAACAAGGACUCGUUCCUUCUAGAGCUUGCAUCCUGGGCCGAUUGCUUCAGAAAAGGUUGCUGGCGACGAACACACGUCGGUGUGAUGAUCUGUUUCUUCCAGCAGUUUGUCGGUAUCAACGCACUGAUUUACUACUCGCCCACCCUUUUUGGAAAAAUGGGCCUGAACAGCAGCAUGCAACUUGUCAUGUCUGGUGUACUAAACGUCCUACAGCUGGUGGGUGUGACGACCAGUAUUUUCACGAUGGACAGCAUCGGUCGUCGCAAGCUUCUGAUGAUCGGAUCCGCUCUCAUGGCCGUCGCGAUGAUCAUCAUUGCAGUUCUGGUAGGCUUUUACAGUGCUGAUUGGCCAUCCCACCAAGCCCAAGGAUGGACCAGUGCAGCUUUUUUACUAUUCUACAUGAUUGCAUUCGGUGCCACCUGGGGUCCAAUUCCCUGGGCAAUCCCAUCUGAGAUCUUCCCCUCCUCCCAUCGUGCAAAAGGUGUAGCCCUAGCCACCUGCUCUAAUUGGUUGAACAACUUUAUCAUUGGUCUCAUAACACCCCUGCUGGUAUCAAACACUGGCUAUUGCACAUAUGUCUUCUUCGGCGCCUUCUGUGUGCUUUCUGGUGUUUGGACUUACUUUUUCGUCCCGGAGACCAAGGGUCGGACACUUGAGCAGAUGGAUCAUGUCUUCAAGGACAACUCGAGCGAAUAUGAGAAAUCUCGUCGAAUUGUUAUUGAGGCGGAGCUUCUGGAGCGAGAGUUGUUUAGCCCACAUCGAGGAGUUGUUUGA
Molecule: messenger RNA, 1665 nt
Organism: Penicillium odoratum
Lineage: Eukaryota; Fungi; Ascomycota; Eurotiomycetes; Eurotiales; Aspergillaceae
Product: sugar porter family MFS transporter
Exons: 3
Coding region: 1-1665 (554 amino acids)
Biological process (GO): carbohydrate transport; transmembrane transport
Cellular component (GO): membrane
Molecular function (GO): carbohydrate:proton symporter activity
Source: RefSeq, a predicted model, not a curated record